Messenger RNA from Triticum dicoccoides, 4504 nucleotides. RefSeq names its product DNA polymerase alpha catalytic subunit-like. NCBI's taxonomy places the organism in Eukaryota, Viridiplantae, Streptophyta, Magnoliopsida, Poales, Poaceae. The record is from RefSeq and is a predicted model, not a curated record. The transcript is spliced from 30 exons. Gene Ontology annotation, molecular function: nucleotide binding; chromatin binding; single-stranded DNA binding. Gene Ontology annotation, cellular component: alpha DNA polymerase:primase complex. The coding region runs from base 16 to 4137 and encodes 1373 amino acids. Gene Ontology annotation, biological process: lagging strand elongation; DNA replication; leading strand elongation.
GCCGCCGCCGCCGCGAUGAUGGGCAAGCAGCGCCCCUCCUCCUUGUUUAAGAAGCCGGGCAGCGACCGCACCAAGGGCUCGUCGCUGGCCGCCGACAGCAUCGUGGACGACGUCAUCGCCGAGUUUGCCCCCGACGAGAACGACCGAGAGGAGCGUCGUCGUCGUGUUGGUAGGAUCUCUGCCCCGACACCGUUGCCUGUUCCAGUUCCCCAAAUUAAGGCAAUCCAGGCAGCCUUACAUGCUGAAAUGGAGGUUAGAUCGGAUGGUGCGUUCGAGGCUGAUGGGGUUUCAGACCAUGGAAGCGAUAUGGAGGUAGAAUUGCAGCCAGAGCUGGAACUGAAGCCUGAUGUGGAAAUGCAACCCAAACUAGAAGCAGCUCCAGGUUCUAGUGCGGAAUUGGUGGAUGAGAAUAAGAGCUCGGAGGAACUGAAGCAGGAGGCUAAUGGGGAAGUGAAAAUAGAGAAGGUGCGCCGGUUAAACGCUAAGAUUAAGGCAGAGGGCACCAGAAAUGGUGAUAUGUUGAGUGCAACAGCAUGUUGGAUGAAGAUAUGUGGGGAUGGGGAGAAUGCAGGAGGCAAGGGAGAAGUGACUGUUCAUGAUGUCGUCGAUGUGGAUGAAAGCUCGGAGUUUGAGCUGAAGGAUGGAGCCCUGCCGUUCUAUUUGCUGGAUGCAUAUGAGGAGCCCUUUGGUAUCAAUUCAGGCACAGUCUAUUUGUUUGGGAAGGUUGUAAGAGGCAAGCGCUUCCACAGUUGCUGUGUUGUUGUAAAAAAUAUGCAAAGGUGCAUAUAUGCAAUCCCAAGCAGUUCAGUAUUCCCAAGGGACACAAUAUCAAGGAUAGAGAGGAAUUCCACAAGUUCUGAUGCUUCGCCAUCACUUCGAGCAACUUUACAUGAGUUGUCAUCUGGACUAAAGAGUGAAAUAGCUGACAAGUUGUCUGACCUCAAUGUUUCAAAUUUUGUGAUGACUCCAGUCAAGAGGAACUAUGCAUUUGAGAGGACCGAUGUACCAAUCGGUGAGCAGUAUGUCCUGAAAGUCAAUUACCCAUACAAGGAUCCUGCGGUACCAGCUGACCUUAGAGGUAAAUAUUUCCAUGCGUUACUUGGGACAAACAAUAGUGCACUUGAACUGUUUCUCAUCAAAAGGAAGAUCAAGGGUCCUUCAUGGUUAUCGAUUUCUAAAUUUGUGGCAUGUCCAUCUACUGAGCGGGUCAGCUGGUGUAAAUUUGAAGUUACAGUCGAAUGCCCAAAAGACAUUUCUGUUUUGGUGACAAGUACCACACUGGAAGUCCCCCCAGUUGUAGUUGCGGCUGUUAAUCUUAAAACUAUCAUAAAUGAGAAACACAACGUGCAUGAGAUUGUGUCAGCAUCGGUCAUAUGCUGUCACCAAGUAAAAAUUGAUACUCCAAUGCGUUCUGAAGAUUGGCAGAAACGGGGAACGAUCAGCCAUUUUACUGUUAUGCGCAAGCUUGAAGGAAGCAUAUUUCCUAUAGGCCUCACCAAAGAAGCUUCUGAUAGGAACCAGAAGGCUGGUAGCAACGUGCUGGCACUAGAGAGCAGUGAACGUGCUUUGUUAAAUCGCUUGAUGAUUGAGCUUGGUAAACUUGAUUGUGAUGUACUUGUGGGGCACAACAUUUCGGGAUUCGACCUGGAUGUCCUUCUGCACCGUGCUCAGACCUGCAAAGUACCAAGCAGCAUGUGGUCCAAAAUUGGCCGCCUUAGAAGAUCAGUAAUUCCCAGGCUUACCAAAGGAAACACACUAUAUGGUUCUGGGGCAAGUCCAGGAAUUAUGUCCUGCAUUGCUGGCCGUCUCCUCUGUGACACCUACUUAUGCUCUCGUGAUCUUCUGCGGGAGGUGAGUUAUUCUCUGACACAACUUGCAGAGACUAUACCUCCAAUGUUCCAAUCAUCGGGAACGCUUCUAAAGCUGGUUGAGUACGGUGAGACUGACGCAUGUCUUUCUUUGGAGCUUAUGUUCCACUUGAGUGUUCUCCCGCUUACACGCCAACUGACAAAUAUUAGUGGUAAUCUGUGGGGGAAAACUCUCCAGGGUGCUAGAGCUCAGAGGGUAGAAUAUCUACUGUUGCAUUCAUUCCAUUCAAAAAAAUUCAUUGUACCAGAUAAGUUUGCUGCAUGCAAGGAGCUGAACUCUGCAAAACGAAAACUUAAUGCUGAUACGGGAGGUGGAAACGCUGUUGAUCCUUCCAUUGAUGAUGAGGUGCAUCAUGGUGAUCCAGGUAAAGUAAGAAAAGUCCCUUCAUAUGCUGGUGGUUUGGUUUUGGAGCCUAAAAAAGGUCUAUAUGACAAGUAUAUUCUACUUCUGGACUUCAACAGUCUUUAUCCUUCAAUAAUUCAGGAAUUCAAUAUCUGCUUCACCACUGUUGAGCGUUCUUCUGAUGGCAAUCUCCCUAACCUUCCAACUUCAAAGGCUACUGGUGUUUUGCCUGAGUUGUUGAAGAGUUUGGUGGAGAGGAGAAGAAUGGUUAAAUCCUGGCUCAAAACCGCCUCUGGUCUCAAAAGGCAGCAGUUUGAUAUUCAGCAGCAAGCUUUGAAGCUCACCGCAAACAGUAUGUACGGUUGCUUGGGCUUUACUAGUUCUAGGUUUUUUGCAAAGCCACUUGCCGAGCUUAUUACCCUGCAAGGUAGAGAGAUCUUACAAAACACUGUUAAUCUGGUUCAGAAUAAUUUAAACUUGGAGGUUAUUUAUGGUGACACGGACUCCAUAAUGAUAUAUACUGGACUGGAUGACAUCUCCAAGGCAAAAUCAAUUGCUGGAAAGGUCAUUCAGGAGGUGAACAAGAAGUACCGUUGUCUGGAGAUUGAUCUUGAUGGUGUAUACAAAAGAAUGUUGCUUCUCAAAAAGAAGAAAUAUGCUGCCAUUAAAGUGGCACUAGAUGGUAGUUUACGAGAGAACAUUGAGCGCAAGGGACUUGAUAUGGUCAGGCGUGAUUGGAGUUUGCUGUCAAAAGAAAUUGGUGAUUUUUGCCUGAAUCAAAUUUUGUCUGGAGGGACAUGUGAUGAUGUUGUUGAGUCAAUACAUAAUUCUCUCGUCCAGGUCCAAGCACAGAUGAAAAGUGGUCAAAUAGAGCUUGAAAAAUAUAUCAUCACAAAGAGUCUAACGAAAGCACCAGAAGAUUAUCCAGAUGCUAAAAACCAGCCUCAUGUCCAGGUUGCUUUAAGACUGAAGCAAAAUGGUUUCUCUGGAUGCUCUGCAGGUGAUACCGUUCCUUAUAUUAUUUGCUCACAACAGGAUUCAGAUAAAACACAUUCUGGGGGAAUUGCUCAAAGAGCUAGGCAUCCGGAUGAGUUAACACGAGACCCCAACAAGUGGAUGAUUGACAUCGAGUAUUAUUUGUCACAGCAGAUUCAUCCUGUGGUUUCUCGACUGUGUGCUUCAAUUGAGGGUACUAGCCCAGCCCGACUGGCUGAAUGUCUUGGACUUGAUUCCUCCAAGUUUCAAUCAAGAUCGACCGGGUCUAGCAACGAAGAUAUGUCUAGCAUGCUCUUAUCUGUAACUGAUGAUGAAGAAGAGAGAUAUCGUGGCUGUGAGCCGAUGCGCCUAUCAUGCCCAUGCUGUACCAGUACCUUCGAGUGUCCCCCUGUAUCCAGUCUGAUUGCUAGUUUAUCAGAUGCAAAUGAAGGAAAAGAUGCUAUUGUGAAUUUCUGGCGUCGGAUGCGAUGCCCAAGAUGUCCAGAUGAUACUGAUGAGUGCAGAGUUUCUCCUGCUGUGAUUGCCAACCAGGUUACUACCACUUCCUGUAAUAUGAUCAACCUUCGCUUUCGGCCUAUUUCUUUCCAGUGUGAUGACGAGGGUUGCAAAUAUUCGACUCACAUUGUGAACCUUAGAGUGAUGGGGGAUUCUGAGAGAGGAACCAUCUGCCCGAACUAUCCACAAUGCAACGGCCGUUUAGUAAGACAGUACACAGAGGCAGAUCUAUACAGGCAAUUGUCCUACCUUUGCUAUGUACUUGAUGCAACCCGGUGUCUUGAUAAGUUGGACCAGAAGAUGCGGCUUCCUUUCGAGAAAGAGUUUGCAGUAUUAAACCAAACCAUAAGCUCGGCAUUUCUGGAGAUUCAGAAAAUCCGAGACAGAUGUGCUUUUGGAUGGGUUCAGUUGACAGAUCUAGCAGUGUCAAUCUGAUAAGCUACUGUUUGCCGUAAUCUCAAGCAUUGCUGGCCGUGGGAUAUUGUGUUGUUGAAACUAGAUUUGUUGUUGAAGGUGACGGAAACUGGAAACCAAGUGAUGACCUUGGCCACUAGCCGCUGGCUGGUUUCCUGGCCUGCAAAGGAUGGAGUUGCCCACAUCAUGUUGCUUUCAAAUACAAAUGUUAUAACUAGUUGUUUCAGAGACCCUCCUCGUCGUUGGUGCCAUCCCUAGAUUUUCAAAAUGUAAAUUAUACUACUGUUGUAAAUAUGUUGCACCCAUAAAUCUCAUGGUUUUGUAGCGAUAUACUUAGAAUACUAAAUUUAUCAGCAUUCCAGUUCUUAUUAUCUGAAAUUUAUCACAA